Molecule: messenger RNA, 1629 nt
Organism: Myzus persicae (green peach aphid)
Lineage: Eukaryota; Metazoa; Arthropoda; Insecta; Hemiptera; Aphididae
Gene: Rassf
Product: ras association domain-containing protein 4
Exons: 10
Coding region: 176-1579 (467 amino acids)
Biological process (GO): signal transduction
Source: RefSeq, a predicted model, not a curated record
UAAUAAUAUAAAUAAUUGAAGAUAAAACAUAAGACAUGAUCUUCUUAAGACCAUAUCGGAUUAAUCAAUAAUUUGUAUUAUCGAACGUUUAAAUAAUUAAUGUAUUUUUAUCAAUUUACAAAUUUAGGGUUAAAGCUGGAAUUACAAUCAUUUUAGACUCAUAGCUUGCGUAGCCAUGUGGAAAUGCCAUAAAUGUGGCAAACCAGUGUACUUUGCGGAACGCAUGCAAUCGUUAGGCUAUGACUGGCACCCAGAAUGUCUACGAUGUGAAGAGUGUAGUAAGCGAUUGAACCCUGGACAGCAUGCAGAGCAUAAAGGUGUCCCUUACUGUCAUGUGCCAUGUUAUGGUGUGUUAUUCGGACCUCAAUUAUAUGGCCAUGGUACCAGAGUGGAGUCUCAUACCAGCUUUGGUAGAGUCGAAAACAAAUAUCCGUUUGGGCCAAAUGUUGAAAGGUCCGAGUUGGACGAAAAACUCAAAAUGUACAACAAAUAUUACGAAGGGCGUAGUGGAGAGAUUCGUAGCCGUGAGGUAAAUGGUCGCCCUAUUCUAGAAGGGGCAUUAAGAAUCUAUUGGGCUGUGACUGACAUGAUUCAUCUGAAAGAAGAUGAUGACCAAAGAAUCAAAAAUAGAAUCCUUAGAGAAAAUGAUGUGCCACUAAUGAAACUACAAAGUAAAUAUGUAACUAAUAAUUCAAAAAAUGAUCAACAUCAAAAUGGAAACAACCUCUUAAGCAAAUUUAAUACAUUACCAAAUAAUUUAAAUCAUAACGUUGUUGAAGAUGACCUUAAUGAAUUUUUGAAAGUAGAAAGAGAAGUGGUUGACGAUGAAAGUACAAAAGCUGAUAAAGAAGCCUUAGUUCCAGAUAAAAAUGACGAAUAUUCAGAAAAUUUUGAAUCUCAAUUAGAAAAAGAGACAGUUGAUAAGUGUUUGCUGAGGAGUCGUUCCUUGGAUGAUGAUACCAGUGACAAUGAAUAUAAUGAUGAAUCAUUAUCUGACCAUCAAGAUGAAUUUGUAAAUAAUGUCAAAAUGCGUCGCAAAUCUGGAUCAACAGCUAUCAAAAGAAGAACUGGAAGAUUAAAUGGAAAGAAUAGAACAAAAUUAAAACGCAGAUGUUCAAUUAAUGGUCAUUUCUAUAAUCGCGAAACAAGUUUUUUCACACCACCAUAUGGUAGCCAAAUGUCUGUUUGGGUUACGUCAUUAGUUACAACACCAGAAGUUAUUAAUUUGAUGUUAGACAAAUACAAAGUAGAUGGGAAAGCAUAUCAAUUUUCAUUAUUUCUUGUAUUUGAUAAUGGAGAACGUCGUAAAUUAUUGGAUGAUGAAUAUCCACUGGUUGUAAGAUUAAUUCAAGGACCACAUGAAGAUGUUUCUAGAUUAUAUUUGAUGGAAAGUCGAACCACAGACGAAAUUAGUUGCGACGUGGCUCAAUUUCUUAAUUUCAGUUUACCAGAAUGUAAAGCUAUUCUGGCUGGUUAUGAUGCUGAAGAAGAGAAACAAAUUAUUGCAAUACAAGCAAAAUAUGAAGAUAUAAGAAGAAGAAUCAAACAACGCAUGGAACAGUUAAAGGUUCGACUUUAACCACUAGAAAUAAGUUUUUAAUUUUAUGUUAAAUUUCUUUUAUAUUAUUG